UUUUCAUUUAAGACAUUCGGACUUCUAAACCACCUGGUGUCAAAUGUAUCUGUCAAAGUCAGCAGGCCAACUAUCGGCUGAGUGUGUGGAGAAGAAAUGUCUUAUGAAGACAGUAUCGUACAUUUACUCACAUAUUUAAGAACCGAUUUUAGGAGUCCGAGGUCUGGUACCUACAGAACCUCAGAACCUGAACAUGGACCUCGGAAAAAAAGUGCUCCCGUCACCGAGUUUCAGAGGAUACUGAAACCCAUCUGGCAUCUCGUUUCGAUCGGAGUCCUGAGCGGGAUCCUCAUCGUGGUGGUAUUAGUCGUCAUCAUCGAGUGGAACAACAAGCAAAACAUGAUAACGAGUAUAGAGCAGGUCAAAGUGGAGAUGAAGAACAACACCGAGAAGCUGCUAGAGGAAAAAACCAGGAUUUCAGAGCAGCUGAACGUAACCAACACAAACUACUCCAUUCUGAUGGCGGAGUAUGACCGGCUGAUAGAAAGAAUCCCAUGCAAUUUAACCCUGCUGGAGCGGGAAAUCGAGAGGCUGAAUGGGGUCUUGAGCAAUGCUUUAAAAGCUGCAGAAGUGUCUGACAGGAAAGUCAAGCAGCUGACGGCCCAACUAAAUUCUACCCAGAAUAAAUACCAGGUUAAGGAGAUGGAGAACAAGAAACAGCGUUCCUUCCUGUCCAUCAGGCAACUCGAGUUCAUCUGGAAACUUUGUAACCGGAUCACGCUGGAGUGCUCCCGCUGCCUCCCGGGGUGGACGGAGCACGCUUCCCGGUGCUUCCGCCUGUUUGAGGAGGAGAAGAAGUGGGAAGAGGCUCGGCUCGACUGCUUCAAACACAAUGGAGACCUAGCUGUUAUCCAGAACGCCGCAGACCAGGCGCUCCUGACGAACAUGACGGCCGAGUAUGCAAAGUUAAAACGCGCCGAGGCUGCAAAGUUAAAUCUCACCUCUAAAUUCCACUCAGCAUGGAUCGGGCUGCAGGACAUGGUCACGGAAGGAACCUACUUCUGGGUCAAUGGAGAUAGAAUCAAAUGGGAUGUCGAAUACUGGAGACAGGGCGAGCCCAACAACGCUGUAGCUAACUGGGACGUUGAGAAAGCUGGUCAGGACUGUGUGGGCAUUCUACCACCAGAUAAGGUGGGCACUAAGGACUGGCUAAACAGCUGGGAUGACAUUACUUGUGUUGGGAGACGUAACUACAUCUGUGAGACCGAUGGCCUGAUUUUGACCUAGGAUGGAAGGAGUCCUGUUUUAAUCUGGCCACAAGACACAUGUGGGAGGAAAUAGUCGGAUCAGAGAGACUGAAAUGUAACUUUCAUGUUAAAAACCACAAAACUCUGAACUCUGAGUGAAAGAUUGUGGGGGCAGCAUCAUGCUGUGGCGAUGGGAUGGGGUAAUAAGAUGGUAGAUGGAGAUUAAAAAAAAUUCAUUCUAUACUCUAAGAAAAUCUAAAACUACAGAAGAAGCAAAAGAAUAAAAAAUAAUUUUAAUGAUUGUUAAUUGGGUUAUACAUUGGGACCUGUAUGGUUCACACAGUAUGCAGAUGACUGUUCGAUUUAUCACUCAACAUUUUUUUUUACUCCCCUUAGUUAAAAAUGCAGAAAUGGUGCUGUUGGUAUUUUUGAUGUACAAAUGUGGGAAUACACAAUUAAAAACAGACCUGCAACAAAAUUCCAGCUAACUGCUCCUGGUCAGGAAGCUAGUGUUUGCACUUCAGCACAGCUACCGGAUACAGGAAGUCAGAAAAGAUGGAACGUCAAUAAACCUUAAUAUUUAUAACUA
Gambusia affinis (western mosquitofish) is the source of this 1776-nucleotide messenger RNA. Its product is annotated as CD209 antigen-like protein B. Lineage: Eukaryota; Metazoa; Chordata; Actinopteri; Cyprinodontiformes; Poeciliidae. The coding region runs from base 97 to 1227 and encodes 376 amino acids. The record is from RefSeq and is a predicted model, not a curated record. The transcript is spliced from 2 exons.